UCGGCCCCCAUUAGCCCUACCUAUACAUACUUAAUUAUAGCUCCAACGAAACUAGGCUUCUAUACAUCAAAUACAACAUAACAUAAACUCUAAGAGGACCGAUCCAUUUCUAUACGUAUCAUAAUGGCAUUAGGGAGAUGGACGUUUCCCACGAGUAGGAAGCAGUCUACCGCGAGCUCUAGCGGGAACCGCACGAACGGUGCCUCGACACCCAGUGACUUCGAAACACAAGAUUCUAGCAAAUCGCAGUUCCGCCUGCUACGAAGUCUGACCGGAGGCUUCAAAUCACCCAAGGCAAAAAAGACAGCCGAGCAGCAGCGGGAUGAGUGUUACCAUUUGAACAAGCCAUUUACCCCGCAAAACCUAGAGCACCAGAAGAUCUUGGGCGCUUUCGAGUGGAAUUUCGGGAGAAGGAGGAAGUCGAGCCACGGUGGUCGGAGUAGCAUGAGUGGCAUUAGCCCGAGCACUUCGAGGAAUGCCAGUGUAGACCGCAAUCACACAGCUCUUUCUUCUAGUCCAACAGAGACACAUCAUCGGUUCAGUCACCACAAGCCACCCCGAGAUAACAAACGUGGAUCAUCGGGCUGAGAUGGGAUGAAUAUUUAGGGGAUUUUAAUGGCAGGAAUCGCAUAAAUCUAAGUAAUCGAAGCAAGCUGACGAGGACGACGACAGAACGAAUGUAAUAUGAUGGGCUCGGAUUCGAACGACAUUUUGACGAGAUAAGUCAAUGGGAGUAGGGCGUACUGGACAGCGGAAGUGAAAAUCACUACGCAUUUUGGUUGCAACUUGUGUAUAAAUAUUCGGGUAUAAUAUUGGUACUUCUGGUAUCUAUCAAAGAUUGUGUGAAGGCCUCAGAAUUUUCAGUGUGUGAUAACUCAUAGGAGAAUAUCCUCAUAGACUGUGUAAGAUUGUUCCUCAUAGGCCGCAUGUGAUAUCCGACCCGUUUCUCCGCCUAUGUAUGUAGUGGUUGAGAGUGCUAAUGCUGAAAAGAAUCCAUGUCGAAGAAGCACUCCUCAACACUAACGGGAAACAGUGCUUACCGUGAAGAUAUCCAGGACAUAAGCCUAACCACGCUGAACCCUCAGUAAGGCCUGACUGGUCUUGAUAAUGUUGACUUCAUAUCUUAGGAGACAGUUCGCAGACG
Molecule: messenger RNA, 1144 nt
Organism: Hypoxylon fragiforme
Lineage: Eukaryota; Fungi; Ascomycota; Sordariomycetes; Xylariales; Hypoxylaceae
Exons: 1
Coding region: 124-588 (154 amino acids)
Source: RefSeq, a predicted model, not a curated record